GGGAAACCGGGAUCGCCGAGACGACCGCCGGGACGACCGCCGAGACGACCGCCGAGACGACCGCCGGGGCAGAGACGGCGACCGCGACCGGGAGCGCGACACGCGCCACGGGCCGAUGCCGCCGCCAGGGAUGUAUGGUAUGCCGCCCAUGCCUGGGCACAUGCCGCCGCCGAUGGGCGCCCCGUACGGCUACGGCCCGCCCGGCCCGUACGGCUACGGCCCCCCGCCGAUGGGCUACGGACCCCCCGGCGCCUGCCCGCCCAUGGGCUGCCCGCCCAUGGGCUACGGCGCCCCGCCCGGCGUGGGCGCGCCGCCGCCGAUGGGGUACGGCCCGCCUCCCGGCUACCCCGGCGGGCCGCCGCCGGGCUACG
Molecule: messenger RNA, 371 nt
Organism: Prorocentrum cordatum
Lineage: Eukaryota; Dinophyceae; Prorocentrales; Prorocentraceae
Source: the annotation of a GenBank genome assembly